UGACAGUCAUUUUUUUCUACUACCACUGCAGUCGAAUUGAGCCGAUAAAUAAAUACUUUUCUUUUCUGUGUUUCUGGUGUUGAAUAUUUAUCAAUUUCAUCUUAAAGAUGGAAGAAAUUGAUUUAAUAAAACCUUUGGAGAAUUUAAACAUUGAAGAAGUUUGCCGUGCUUGUUUUGAAACAUGUGAACAAUAUAAAAACCUAUUCGAUGAUGCUGAAUCCAUCGAUCAACGAACGUUGGGCGAUGUCUUCUUUGACGUUGUGAAAAUUGAAAUGAAGGCAAACGCUGAAACACCACCUUGCCGCAUUUGCUUGUCUUGUGCAAGUGAUCUCAUAAAUGCUUAUAAUUUCAUACAAAAAUCACAAAAAAACAAUGGGCGUUUACUUCAGUACUUAAUAAAUGCCAAUAUUAAAAAAGCUGAUUGUCUCACUGAAUUUCCUAUGGACAUACCCAUGGAUAAUAGUGUCACAGAUUUUCUUCAAAUCAAAGUCGAAAACGAAGCACUUCAUGAUUACGACUACAAUGAAUCAAUUCCAGACAAUGAUAGAAAUUCAUCGGACAUUAAUUUUGAUUCAGAUGAAAGUGAUUAUGAACCGCUUGUUAGCAAGAAGGAAAAACUUAAAAAAUUACAAUGCACAUAUUGCGAUCGUGUAUUCAAACGUCAAGAUUUCUUUGAAAAUCAUAUGAAAAAACAUAAAGAAGAAGAUGUAAAGAAAAAAGAAAUCGAUGAUUCCGAUGACGAGCAAAAGCUUGAAUGUGACGAUUGUGAUUUUAGUUGCUCUUCAAAAAUGGAAAUGAAAAAACAUCAAAAAUCAGAUCAUCCAAGCAGCAAAAAAUCAAAGAAACCCUUGAAGACUCGUAGCCAACGUACCAACAUGAGUACCCGAAGCAAAACAAAGCAAACCAAAGAAAAGUCUGGGCGCUUUGAGUGCGACCAUUGCAGUAAAACAUUUGCAUGGAAAAAGGAUCUCUUUCGUCAUGAAAAAUCUCAUGAACCUAACACCAAGAAGUACUCAUGUCCACAUUGUGAUCGUCGAUUUAUACGCAAGGAUAAACUUCAAUCACAUGUUCUUGUACAUUUAGGUGGCAUAGUAAAACCUCGUUGUUCCAAGGCCACUUUAGCAUUCUCCCGCCAAUUGUAUUCUCAAGAAAAAUUCAAAGAAAUUGUCUGUAUGAUUUGUAGCUACGACAAAGCAGAAAAUAUAAAAGAGCUCAGUAAGCAUAUUAGUUCACACGAUGGGCAGCAAAUUGAAGGUUUCGAAAAUAGUGAAUAUGUGAAGAAAUUCUAUGCCGACAAGGACUUACAAGAAGUUAUGAUGCUUCUAGGUAAUCAAAUCGAACAGAAAGAAUUUGGAAAAUUACAUUCUGUUAUCAAUGUAAAUGGCUUAGAGAUGGGUAUUAGUGAUUCGGAUGAAAGUGAUCCAGAAACUUUGUACACAUGUGAAGUUUGUACUGAAACAUUCAAUCGAAAGCACAAGCUUAUAGCACAUUCAUUAUCCGGACAUACUGUGGACGAGUGUUUAUACAAAUGUGACAAAUGCAAGUUAGAAUUUACUUGUAAGGAAGUUUAUGAUAGCCACCAGAAGCAUCACUGUAACAACGCCGACAAAGAUUUACAUUGUGAGAAUUGUCCUGCCCGAUUUGUUUGGCCUCAAAAUCUUGCAAAUCACAAAUGUACCAAGGAAACUGAAUCUGGUAAAGAUAAGACUAUUUGCGAACCUUGUGGAGAAAUAUUUGCCACACAAAAAGCUUUCCGUCUUCAUAAAAAGACAAAAUGCGGAACAGUUGAGCUAGACAAAGAGAGCACUACCUGUGAAAUUUGCAACAAAGUCUUUAGUUUCCCCAGGGAUUUGAGAAAGCAUAAAAAAAUUCACAUUCCCGAUGGCAAAUCUCAUGAUUGUUCGGUAUGUGGCGAGAAAUUUCUUCGUUCUGAUAAUCUUCGAAAUCAUUUGAAGUCGCACACUAGUAAGGUUGAAAGGCCAUUGGUAGCCAAGAAAUUAAUAUGUAUGCUUUGUGGCGAUAAAUUCACAACAAUCGGUAGUUUAAGAUACCAUUUGUUUAAUCAUUCCGAUGGUCAGAGUGAGAUUGACUUUGAGAAUUCCGGAUUUGUUUUGAACUUUUAUCCUGGAGUAGGGAAAGAAGUAGUAUCGGAAUACAUAAAGAAUUGCUUUAAUGAGCAAAAGUUGUCGCAACUGUAUUUAGCGGUUAAUAAAAUUGGUCUUGAGAUGACACUGAGCGAUUCUGAUAGUGAUGACGAUGAGCAAUCUUUCAAAUAUCAAGAAACUCCUUCGAAAACUUACGUAUGUGAGCUGUGUAAUGUUAAGUUUCCCCGACGACAAGCCAUUAUACAGCAUCAAUAUGCUGAGCAUGAUUCGAAAGACAACAAUUUUCCGCAUAAAUGUGUCAAGUGUGAAGAUCAAUUUGUAUCUGGGGCUCUUUUAGAGCGUCAUUUCAAAAGUGAAUGUCAAAAUGAAGCAAGAACUAAUGCUUGCGUUAAAUGUGGCAUUAAAUUCAUUUGGAAGGAGAAUUUAGUCGCUCAUACUUGUUUCAAAGAGGAAAAGAGUCCGGAAGAGAAUAAACAGUGUGAAGUUUGUGGUAAGAAGUUUAUCUGGCUGAAAGAUUUGCAUAGACAUAAACGUAGUCACAUACCUUAUGAGAAGAAAUUCGAAUGUUUGAUUUGUGCUAGAAAGUUUAACCGCAAAGACAACAUGAGAGCUCAUAUGAAAGUUCACACAUCCGAAAACCAAGUCAAGGACAAAGGAAAGGCUUCAAUUAAAUGGGAACAACAAGAUGAAAAUCUAUGCAAGCCCAAUGGACAGAAAGUCAUUCAAUGUAAGAUUUGUUUAUCAAAACAUAAUACAAUCAAAGAUUUAACAAAUCAUUUGAUGAGCCAUAAAGAUCCGGCAACAUUCAAACAAAGAGAGGCCGAAGCUAGGGAGAUUUCAAUGAUGAUAUAUGGAAAGCAAAUGGAGAUGCAAACUCUAGAGAGAGCAAUUUGUAAAGAUCUUGAAAAAGGAAGCAAUACACGUUUCUAUUCAAUUACCAAUGAAGCUGGUUAUGAGUUGAAUCUAAAUGAUUCGGAAACUUGUUCCGACUUUGAUGCCGAUGAUGAUGACGACGAUGACGAUGAUGAUGAUAUGUUAAGAGAUCGAAAAGUUAUUCUCAAAGGAUACAAUUGCCAAAUAUGUUGUCAAAACUUUAAUAGAAAAUUCAAAAUAUUCGAACAUCAAAGAACCGACCAUCAAUGGGAGGAAUUGCCAUACGAAUGCAAUCGAUGUGGCUCCAAAUAUGUUUGCGAAAAAAUUUAUCAAUUACAUUUGCAAAAUGAUUGUGAGAAUAAUGAGAAACAAUUCAAAUGUAAAACUUGUCCCAUGAAAUUCGCUUGGAAAGAGAAUCUAAAGAAUCAUGAAAAAUAUAUGCAUGAUCAGAAUCCAGCAAUGCCAAAGAAACAUCAUUGCGAUAUUUGUGGAAAGAGUUUCCUUUGGGUCAAAGACUUGACGCGUCAUCAGAAGACACAUCAAACUGAAGAUGAGAAAUUCGAAUGUACUUGGUGCUUUAGGGUCUUUAUGCGAAGAGAUAAUCUAAAGGUUCAUAUGAAAGUGCAUCAGAACGCAACACACAUCCUAUUGCCAGACAUUUACUAUCUUGCUCGACCCAAUGGGGCAAAACUUGCUCAGUGCAAGCUUUGUGAUCAGCAAUAUACAAACAUAUCUGAUUUAGCUGAGCACAUUCAAAAUGGACAUAUUAAAUUACAGAUGCUCAGCAUCACACCAAACCCAGCCAGCUAUUCAAUAACAAAUGCAUUAGGCUACGAGAUGGAUAUAAACGAUUCCGAAACAGAGCGCGAGGGUGAAGACGAGAAGUAUGUUUGUGAUCUUUGUGAUGCCCGAUAUAAUCGUCGAUUUAAAUUACUGCAACAUCAACAAUCGCUACAUUAUUCUGACAACAUUCCUCACAAGUGUAUCGAUUGCAGUUUUAAAUGUGUUUCAGAGCUAGUGCUCAAUUAUCACAUGCGCACUCAGUGCAUGAAUCUUGUUAAGCAGUUCCGCUGCAGCAAGUGUACUAUGCGUUUCAUGUGGAAGGAAAAUCUAGAGAAUCAUGAGAGUUUAAUACACGAUGGUAAGCGAAAACAUACUUGUACCGUUUGCAAAAAAGAUUUCGCCACACAACAUGACCUAAGAAACCACACCGAAUGCAAAGCCCCGGCAGAGGAGAAACUCUUCAAAUGUGAUUUGUGUGAUCGUAAAUACAAUCGAAAAGAUCGACUGAUGAAACACGCGAAAGUUCAUGCUCCCGGCGGUAAAGAAACAAAACCAAAACGCAUUAAAAGCGAAACAGCGGACAAGAAAUUCUUGUGUGCAUUCUGUGGCAAAGAAGUGUCAAGUUCAUCCAAUCUUGUCAUCCACAUGCGACGGCACACUGGUGAGAAACCAUUUAAGUGCGAAUUCUGUAAUAAAGGUUUUCCUAGAUCUUCAGAUUUGGCUUGUCAUCGAAGAACACACACCGGAGAACGACCACAUAAAUGCACAGUGUGUGAAAAGGCUUUCUCCCGUUCGUAUAAACUUCAGACCCAUAUGCGAAUUCAUUCGGGUGAGAGGCCUUAUAAGUGCACUUAUUGUGAAAAAAGCUUUACACAAUCGAAUGAUUUGACACUUCAUGUACGUCGACAUACGGGCGAAAGACCCUAUGUGUGUGAGACAUGUGGCGAAAGAUUUAUACAAGGAACUGCACUUAAAAACCAUCGAAGAAUGCGUGGGCAUUAUGAAAUUUAAGCAAAUACAUUUU
Episyrphus balteatus (marmalade hoverfly) is the source of this 4785-nucleotide messenger RNA. RefSeq names its product zinc finger protein 91. NCBI's taxonomy places the organism in Eukaryota, Metazoa, Arthropoda, Insecta, Diptera, Syrphidae. The transcript is spliced from 5 exons. The record is from RefSeq and is a predicted model, not a curated record. The coding region runs from base 108 to 4772 and encodes 1554 amino acids. Gene Ontology annotation, cellular component: nucleus; chromosome. Gene Ontology annotation, molecular function: zinc ion binding; chromatin insulator sequence binding. Gene Ontology annotation, biological process: regulation of transcription by RNA polymerase II.